Molecule: messenger RNA, 759 nt
Organism: Solanum pennellii
Lineage: Eukaryota; Viridiplantae; Streptophyta; Magnoliopsida; Solanales; Solanaceae
Exons: 2
Coding region: 1-759 (252 amino acids)
Molecular function (GO): nucleic acid binding; RNA-DNA hybrid ribonuclease activity
Source: RefSeq, a predicted model, not a curated record
AUGACGCCAAAUGAGCUAAAUUAUUUGCCAAUUGAAAAGUUAUGCUUGGCACUGGUCUUCUCAAUUCAAAAGAUGAAGCAUUAUUUUCAAGCUCAUGUUGUCCGCCUUAUUUCUAGAGCAAAUCCCAUCAAGUUUGUUAUGUCAAAACUUGUCCUUAGUGACCGACUAGCAAGAUGGUACCUCCAAUUCCAACAAUUUGAGAUUUUGUAUAUCCCUCAAAAAUCUGUGAAGGGACAAGCACUAGUGUAUUUCUUAGCAGACCAUCCUAUACCAAAUGAUUGGGAGUUAACCGAUGAGUGUCCUGAUGAAGAUGUGAUGUUAAUUGAAGUUCAACCUCCUUGGAAAAUGUACUUUGACGGGGCUGCACAUCGCGGCGGAGCUGGUGCUUGUGUGGUGUAUUUGGUGACUCUCAAUUUGGUGAUUAAUCAACUCUUAGGAAGUUAUGAGGUAAAAAAGCCUGAAUUGCGCCGUUAUCAUGAUUAUGCUCAAAAUUUGAUAAGAUGGCUUUGGGAUGUAACCCUUCAACAUGUGCAUCGAGCAGAGAAUAAGAAAGCUGAUGCAUUGGCUACUCUAGCUUCAACGCUAACCCUUCCUGAUCAAACGCAAGUAACUGUCUGUCAAAAAUGGAUAGUACCACUGUCAAAUGAGGAAGAAUAUAUUGAAAAUAAGCUUGAUCAUAUCGUCGCCAUUGUUGAAGCUGCGAAGGAAGAUUGGAGACAACCCAUCAUUGACUACCUAUGUUAUGGGAUACUUCCAUAA